Molecule: messenger RNA, 689 nt
Organism: Salvelinus sp. IW2-2015
Lineage: Eukaryota; Metazoa; Chordata; Actinopteri; Salmoniformes; Salmonidae
Product: tandem C2 domains nuclear protein-like
Cellular component (GO): nucleus
Source: RefSeq, a predicted model, not a curated record
GGACACAGUCUUCAUGGAGACCUUUGUGUUUACGUUGCGACUGCAGCAGCUGCGUUGCUGUGGUCUGGUAUUCCGUCUGCAGACCCACCACCCCAGGAAGAGGACGGUGGCAGAGUGUGUCCUCUCCCUCAGACAGCUGGGCCCUGAGGAGACACAGCACUGGAUGGAGCUCAGCCCCCCUUCCAAGACCACUGUGUGUCACGCUGAGCUGCACCUGGCCACCUGUUUCCAGCCUGUUAACGGACGUAUCCAACUGCAGGUCCUCGCUGCCCAGAAUCUCCCUGCUCCGCUCAGGCAGGCGUUCUUUGUGAAGAUAGAGAUGCAGCAGUCGGGCAGGGUGGUGAUGAAGAAGAAGACUCACACCCUGAAGUCCUCCGGAGGUCAGCUGACCUGGACUGAGUCUUUCUACUUCCCCUUAGCUCUGGACCAGAGCUUCCUGCUGUCAGUCAAACUCUACAGUCACCGCUCUGUCAGACGAAAACACUUCCUCGGACAGGUUCACCUUGGCUUCGACAGCCCAACGCAGGAAGCAGCAGAGCAGUGGAGGGACAGCAUGUCUCACCCCGAGAGGGUGGUGGAUGUAUGGCACAGACUCAACGGGUCCUGAAACGCCUGUAGAAAUUCACACAGCCUGUAGCAACUCACACAGCCUGUAGUAACUCACACAGCCUGUAGAAACUCACACAGCC